ACCUUUGGGUAGUCAACAGUGACCUUGACAUCAGGAAGGUGCAUCCUGGUAAAGAUCCCGCCAUAAAGAAGAAAUAUAUCAAUAAACCAUCAUGUGCUAAUGCAAUAUUUUAUUGUUGCUAAUGAGGUUCCAAAUCCCCUUGUUCAAGGAAGUAUCUGUCAAAGCAACAACGUUUCAGAUACAUCAGGAUAAGAAAUCAAGAUAAGCUCUACGGUAUAUCUUUAAGAGCCAUAAAGAGCAAUUCAUCUUAACGUCACUGCUUUAACAACACAUCCGUAAGUACAGAUAAGCUUUCUUGAUGUCUCUGCACAACUAGAAUUUACUUUAUUAUUUAUACAUCUCCCCUUUUUCUGUCACUGGUAAGCGAGUGUGUUGCGCAACAAGGCAGCGCAGAAGGCGACAUUUGUAGAUGAAGCAAACGGUGACGAGACAGUGGAGGAUGGAUUAGAACUGGGUCAGGGGAGAAUGUAGUAUGUGUAAAUAAGCUUGAAGCUGCUUGCGAUUGAAUAGUUAUUUCUGAUGCUUGAAAAGCUUCUAAAAUAUUUUGACUGUACGGAAGCUAAAGUUGGCCAAAAUUAAAAGAAAACUGAUGAAAGAAAGCAAAAAAUAAAAGAUCAAAAGAGUCUGAAUUGAACCUCUUUAGAUCUUCGUCUGUCCACUUCUUCUUAAACCUUUACCCCCAAUCAGUGUCUAGCUCUUAUCUUCUGUCCAGAUAGUGUUAACUGAUACCUCAAGGUAGACGUCUCUUAGCUGGACCUUUAUACUUUUCUCACCUUAUGUAACGUCACUAAUAAUACGUCCCUGGACACCUGCCAAAGGUGUCUGUACCUUUACCUGGCCUGAGCUGCACUGUCAGCUCCACUGAUGGUACAGCCUGCCUGCUCUGCUUCUUCUUGCUCUGCCGCUGCUGCUGCUGCCAGGACACAAACACAGACAGGCUGCUCACACUCGCACACUCACACACACAGAGACAGAAGGAGAACAGGCUGCCUGGCAGAUAAGACGGACGUAGGGAAAAACGCACUCCAGCCAUGAACAAGAGGUGCGGGCUGAUAGCUGGAGCUGUGUUUGGGGCGGUGGUUGCUUUCCUGGGAGGCAUACUUAUCCCUCUGGGGAACCUCGUCAUUGAAGGGACAGUGGAGAAGGUAUGGUGUUCAGUUUCACCCCCUUUUGGCAAUGAUAGCGAGUGACACAGAGCGUUUGAAUGUGAGUGUGAGUGAGAGUGAGUGCGCUGAGAUCAAGGUGAUUCGGGAGAAAUGAGAGAGAAGAGGCAUGCGUUUUGGGAAGCUGGUAAACAAGCUGUGCAGGAAAAUAUCCAAGUGUGCCGUCUUUUCAUCUUUUGAAAAGAAUCUGUUCUUUUGAUUUUCUGUAGGCACUUUAAAAAAAUGUUAACAAUUUUUAGACCUUCCUGAUAACAGAGCACACUCCCUUUUUCAUGUAUCAGCGGGGCAGCUGGCCUGCUGGCAGUCUUCUUGAGGAAUGAUAAAAAUAGAUUUUCUGUGUGUCUACUGGGUUUAGGAAGCUGUCAUUGAGAAUGGGACCACAGCGUUUGAAAACUGGGUGGCCACGGGGGGAGUGGUGUACAGGCAGUUUUGGUUCUUUGAUGUCAAAAACCCUACUGAGGUUAUAGAGCAAGGAGCAAAACCAAUAGUGGUGGAAAAAGGACCAUACACGUACAGGUAAGAUAGAUUUCUCUGCCUCUUUUCUAUCGUUUUGGGGACAGCAUGUUUAUCCCUGAACACCCACAUUUCAGUGUGUCAUCACUUCAAUUUCAUGCCACAUCUCUCCUCUGAUGAAAUUCCAAGUCUAAAUGAGAUCUCUUCUCCCUUUCAGGACAAGAUAUCUCCCCAAAGAAAAUAUCACAUUCUACCCAAAUUAUACUGCCUCCUUUUCGCUGCCUCUGGGCGCCAUUUUUGAACCAUCCAUGUCGGUGGGACCAGAGGAAGACAAAGUCACCUCCCUUAACAUCGCUGUGGCGGUAAGUGAGUAUGACCCUGCCGUGCAGUAAUUCCUGAUGUUAAAAGUUAAUAUGCCGCAGUUCAUUGGCCAAAAUGGGCCGAUGCCAGAUCAAGCUGUGUUGCACUGAGUAAGGUUGCAGUGGUCUGAAUUACUUGCGUUGGGGUGGUUUCCAACCUUUUUGGCCUGUGACCCUCCUCUGUGGCAGAGAGCUGGUUGCUCAACCUUUGAUUUCAGGGACUUAAAAAAUUGUAUUGGAAAAGCAAUUAUUGUGAAAUUAAUUGGAAAAUUUAUAUAAUAUGAUUUAUAUAGUCCCUCUGCUCUACCUUGUAAGGCUGCGCAAUAAAUCAUAUUUCAAUUUUAAUUAUGAGUUUGGCUUCCCAUGACCAGGAAAACAAAAUAAUCAAGAUUAUUUCACUGUGCCACCUGCUGUGUUGUAUGUGUUUUGUGACUAGGAAAACAAAAAAGUCGAGCUUAAACAAUUACUGUGCCACCUGCUGUGUUGUAUGGGUUUUGUUUAAUAUGGUGAAUGGAGACCCUGAACAGGGUCACCUCAGCUUGUAUUGACAGUGAGGAGGAUAGGAAGCCACCUCCACGGCUAGACUGGCAAUCUGGUAAACUGAGUAUUGUCCCAGCGGGACAGCAUACCAGUGCCAAUAUCCAAUAAGACAUAUUUAUCCUUCAGAAAAAUUCAACAAGCCCAUAGAGGCCACUCAUGCAGUUUUAUAUUAAUGUGAGCCUAGCCUAGCUUAGUCAUAAUCAUGCCUAUAAAAGGACCAGCUUUAGCUCUACCCUUCUGUCCACCCCUCUUUGCAGAGCAUAAAAAUUACGAAAACAUCAUCACUGGGGCAUCAGAUCAGUGUGUAACAAGCUUAAGUAUUGCUGAGAAAAUGUGUUAAACCAGAACUGCUGUAUCUUUAAUAAGUCAUGCUACAGCAGUACAACAAUCAUUCAGCAACAUGUGGAGAGAAAAAAAAGCUGUGUUGUAGGGGUUGUCACCAAUAGUCAGUGCUGCAGAAAAUUGUAAACUAGUUGAAUCGUCAGUACAACUGCGAAGGGGGCUGACAUGCCUGUAGGCAGUCUUCUUGCAGGCUUUGGUCCCACUUCUGCUUUGACCAGAGCUGUGGUUUUCUUUAAGUGUUGGGACUCUUUCAACCCUUCAGGUCUUGUCUAAUGGCUUCAGGGAUGGUCUUGAGGACAGGUCUGUUUGUGCCUCCAGUAAUACCAAAACUAACCAAGUGCCAUUGGACAGUAGGACCGAAUAUGCUCCAGCGUUGCUCACUUUGAAACACAGUGGAUGGUGAUUCUUCCAAGACCCAUGUGUGCAGAUUUGGUGGAUGGUAGGACAUCGCACAAACUAAGCAAGCUCUAUCUUGCUUUAUCUCCACUGCCAUGCAGGUUCUUGUCUACUCCUUUACCACACUCACUCUCUCCUUGAUUAGACAAUACUCUUAUUAAUAAUGGUUGUUUGGGGAAUAGGGAGCUCAGUUUGACCUCUGGUAACCCCAACAGCCCUCUGCAUCACAACCUUGGCAAUGCUUGCCUAACAGCUCCCACCUUCCAUACUUCUUACCAGUCCUCACUUGGAUCCCCACAUUUGUUACCUUCAGAUCCAUUUAAUUCCUGUGCUGUAUCACUUCUUGUUCAAUGCUGCUAGGGCUCCUAAGCAGCUCUGGCCAUUUCCUGAGAUGGUCGACUGACUUCUCUGAUGGUUGAGAUGGCUGUGCCUGCGAUAUCAAACUGGGACUUGUCUUCUACCUUCCCUUUCUUCAUCUCAAUUUUUGCCGAUUUGAAUUGCAUUCUCGGCCCACCCCACCAGCUUCUUGAGCACCCACAGAAUCCUGGAACUAAUUCUGAAGCGACAGACGAUGAACGCCCUGAUUGGUGGUUGCUGUUGAGUAGGUUUAGUUUUGGAUCUUCUGCACUUUGGUUUGGCAGACUUGGUGAGCAUAUACCUUAAGUGUCCUUUACCAGGAACAUGCUGCUUAUUGAAUAGAAGACCUUUGUCUCAACACACAGCAGAUAGAUGAUGCCAGUUAGUGUAGCGGAGUGGACUUUUUCUUCUUUGGGACUGGCACACCUUCAGCCACUUUUGACUAUUUUUGGAACUUCCCUUCUCUUGUGAUCGGACCCUUUGUCGUCCUACUGUUGUCUCAACAGUUUGUACCAUUGUUUUGUUACUGCUUCCACAGCAUGAUUGGGAAACUGACUGAAUUACAGUCAAGUUCUCCACCAUUCUUGGAGUCCAUGGCUGAAAAGUUUCACAGCAAGUUAAAAGUUAACUCUCAAUUAACAGUUCAUUUUUCCAAUAGAAAUGGCCUGUAUGGCUGUAUGCAGGAUAAACAGUCUGUUCAUCCUGCAUACAGCUAGCAGGUUGUUCAUUAUGUGCAGGUGUUGUUUAAACAGGUAUCAUAAAGAGGAGAAAAGCAGUUUUACUGGGUUUAUUGUACUGACUUAUUUAAUUAUGUGCAAAUUAAAUUACAUUAAAUUAUUAAAUUUGUGUGCACAACAAACAGCUGUAAAGCCGAGGGAUAGUUAAUAGGGAAAAGGUGGUGCUGUCAUCACAAACCUCACCAGAUGCCCUGGAAGAAAGAACAUCUUAUGGACCUGAAUGCAUAUUUCCUUUCACACACUCUUCAUUUCCUUGCCUCUCUCCAUGCAUCUCUGGUGGGAGGAACUAAGACAAAACAAAAAGCUUGAGUUGGGAUGCAUUUAUGCAAAUAACGGGACAUUAGAUGCACCUUUACUCUCUUCACUGUAUAAGGCACGAAAAAUAAUUUACAGCAGAGACCUCAACCUUGUUAACUUUAUAGCUGGAAUCACACCUAACAGGACCACUCCUUGAACACUAAACUAUUAACACUGUAAGUGUAUGAGGGGGUUAUUUUUGUGGUGACACUUUCUAAAUUUUUGCUGCAUUAGAAAGCUGGACUGCUCACCCUGACAACCCGACUUUAUUCAGUUCCUUUUGUGCCUAAGAGCCUGUUUUCCAGUUUCUCCACCGGUCAGCUUUAACGCAGGUGUCUCUGGGAGACUGAGCUCUCGUUUAGUGGUUCACUCAUGCACUCUAAAAGACUUCCUCCUCACCCAGUUCAAUAAAAGUACACUUUAUGUACUUAUUUAUUUAUUAAUUUUUACUAUUUCUUGUCCUUCAUGGUACUCACUUGGCCUAGGUGGGACCCAACUGCACAGGGAAAAAACAAGCAAAAGCACUUAGCACUUUUCUGGCAGUUUGUGGAUGAGGACCGCUAGGUCAGCUAGUGCCCAGGUCCCAAGUCGGACUGCACAACUUGUUGUGGAUGAACUCUGACAACUGAUGUCUGCUGAGUCCAACACUGAAAACUUAACCUGGCUAUGCAACCCUAUGACUGUCUUUGCAUCAUAACAGUUGCCUCCUCUUGGCAGGACUUAGUUUCAACACCAAUCACUUCUGUUUCCCCGCUUCUGACAUACUGGUCCUUUAUUUAUCGAUUUUGGUCAAUGUCCAGUAGCCAAACUUCUUUCUUACAAUGACAGAUCCUUCAUCUCUGAUGAUGAUCAGCUGUCUUACGAUUUUCUGUCAGAUUUCUAGUCCUCUGUGGUCUUUCAAGGGAGCAACCAGGAACAGCCAUGCGAUCUCAGCAGGUCACUCCAGCUUUAACUCGUCAACAUGUACACAAGCUUUCUAGAAACAGUCUUGUCACUGCAGAGUGUGUGUAGUUAUACUGAGCACAUCUACUGCCAAUCCAAAUUUUCUUGGGGUCACUUGAUAAUUGUAAUUACUUGGUAGGCCACCAUAUCAAUACUGAGACAUUAACAGAGUUUUCAAACCAAGAAACCCCUUUUUUUUUAAAUUGAGAAAUGUAAAAAUGAGUUUCUAGCAAAAUCUUAAAUCCGCCAAGUUAUUCAAAUAUAAAAUCAAACGUAUUUAUGUUUAAUUCAACUCUUUUAACUAAAAUCCUUUUCUUAAAUGUGUUUGCAACAAGCACGCCAUCAAGAUGCCCUGGGAGUUAGCUACAGUGGUUCAUGCUAAUGUCUGUAAUUUUUAAAUUUGGUUACCGAGUCUGGGUUUUCAAACAUUUGGGGUUCAGUCAAAAAUCUUUUGGCUGCUGAUGCUGCUUGUUUCAACACUUGUUUUGUCAGAGUUGGUGUUUUUUAAAUCUCUAGGCUACAGUAUUGUUGACAGCUGCAAAGUCAGCAAAGACCCACAGUCACAGUGGCCCCAGUUACACAGUGAGGAGAAGAACCAGUUUGAGAACUAGCUGUCGUUCUAAACCCCUGAAAUGAGCUAAAGUUAAGGUUUAAAUAAUGGGUGGUUCAGGUAUGAGAUGGGGAACGAGCAACCCUUUUUUAAAUGAAACCACAUAAAACAUGCAAGUUAUGAAAUGAAGGGAACGCAGUGGCUUCAGUAAGUUGCUUUAGAGCCAAAAUACCAUUGAUUUUUAGCUUUGUUAUCAAAGAAAUGCUCAAAAAUAUAUCAAAGCUAAUGGUUCAGCAUGCUCAGUUUACAUUUUAUACACCACAAAGGCAUCUAGAGGGAACUUUGUUUACAUUUAAUUUACUGGGAGGGAAGAUGCUGUCAAUAUUUAAUUCAUGUAUGACGAAAUAAUAACGUAAAUAAAUAGUGAUUUACCCAUUUUUAAAGCGCUCGUGAGUGUGGAAAACUGAGGGCAGACGGAAACGGCCGAGCACUACCGGGCUCAGUCGAUGUCUGACCGGCAUGUCAGAGCGCAGCAGAAAGCGCUUCCUGUGUGAACAGCCAAGAGGGUGGAUAUGUUUCUGUAAGUCUAAGAAUCUCCACCUUAGAUUAAAUUUUAAAAUCCCCUACUAUUUUUGAAAAUUGAAAGUUAGCUAACAGCAAAGACAUCAAACAUAGCCCACCUAUCUCCAUUGAAUUGAGGGUGUAUGACCUGCGUUUGACACCAAUAUGCUGCUGGAAGUUAUAGACAACUGAGAAGAUGUCAUGUCCUAAAGCAGUCGCUGUUUAUGGCUACAAUUAAUGUAUAUGAUCAAACCUCAUAAUACUCAAAAGGUGAGUCUCGGCACGUUCAACAGUAAAGUCUGUGACUGUCGGUAAUUAUGCAAUAAACCUGCCAUAAAGGAGGCUUAUCUUUUUAAGCAACUUCAGCGGGUUUUUUUGCAAAGCAUGUGCACUAUUCCUGUAAUAUCUGACACUAACUGAGCUUUAAAUGUAAUCUAAAAGUUCAUGUUUUGGUUGAAUUUCUUUUCUAGGGAGCUUAUUCACUGGUUCCACAAGCAUUCCAUUCAGCGCUGGAGGCUAUGAUCAGGUUGAGCAAGUCAUCCUUGUUUCAGAAUCGCACAGUCAAAGAAAUGUUGUGGGGUUACACAGACCCCAUGUUGAAAAGUUUUUUGGGCCUAUUUGCACCUGUGAGUAUAUAGAGAUAUCAUUUUACACACUUAAAAUAAUGAGACACAUAGAAAAGACCAACAUAUACUGACUGAAACCUCUUGGAUUAAAUAGUUCUCUCUUUUCAAAUAAAAUGUGUUUUUCUCAGUACAAUGGCACCUAUGACGGCCCGUACAAUGUCUUCACUGGAAAGGAUGACAUCUCCAAAGUGGGAAUAAUCGAUAGAUGGGACGAUAAAGAGUGAGUCAGAUGACAGAAAAUAAACAAGAAAGUAAUUUUUCAUUAAUUUAAGCAAGUUUUAACAAGCUAUAAUCCCUUUUUCUUAAACAGAAAUUUAACUUUCUGGGAUGACGUGUAUUGCAACAUGAUCAACGGGACAGGUAUGUCUCACUCCAAAUUUUAUCAUUUAUUUUUUUCCAAAAAAUGCUUCAUGACCUCUUUGUAAGUUCUUUUUUUUCCAAACCUGGUUUCCUUUGUCUUUUUUUUCCCACAGAUGCUUCAUCAUUCCCUCCCUUUGUAGACAAAAAGAAACCUCUCUAUUUCUUCUCUUCAGACAUUUGCAGGUAACAAAGACUUUGAUUUUGUAGGAUCGUUUGAAGACAUAGUCAUAGUUGAAAAGGGAAGCUUUUUGCACCUUACUCUGGGUAGCCACUAGAGGUCACAGCUUUCCAAAGCUCAUGAGGGUCAGUUGGAAGCAAAAACUGUAAGAGAGUCUCUGUGCUGUUUGGCCUUUAGGUCUGUGUCAGCUGGCUUUGAAGAGAGCAAGGACCUGAAGGGGAUUGAGGUGUACCGCUUCACCCUGCAGCCAAACACCCUGGCCGCCCCUUCAGUCAACCCAGACAACAAAUGUUUCUGCAAAGAUCCAAAGACCACCAAGAAUUGCACCAUAGCGGGAGUUCUGGACAUCAGCACCUGUCAAGAAGGUCAGUUUGCAUCUCUUUGCUUAACAGGUUCUUUCAUUGCAGCAUGGUCAAUGCAUGUUAAAUCCCCAUUGGUUUCUCAUCAUCCAAACAGGAAGACCUAUCUUCAUCUCUCUGCCCCACUUUUUGCAUGGCAGUGCAGACCUGUCAGAGGCCAUAGAGGGUGUCAAUCCCAACCCGGAGCAUCAUGUCACCUACCUGGAUGUAGAACCUGUAAGAGCUUCUGAGAUUUAAUCUAUUUGAGAUCUUAUUUUAAGUAACUGUAGCUAAAACUAACUAUUCAAUUUUUGCACCAGACGACAGGGUUCACCUUGAGGUUUGCAAAGAGAAUUCAAGUGAAUAUGAUGUAUGGACCAUCAAACGUCAUCACGUGAGUUGAACUCAACUUUCUUUUAGGUUAAAGCAGGAAGGUGUUCACACUAUAUUGGUUGGUCAUAUUUUGGAAUCAUAAAAGCAAAGUGGUCUUGAGAUUCAACAACAAAUCACAAAACACAAUGAAAAAUCACAAAAACAAAUAAUAAAACGGAGAGACAAAUCAGAAAAUGCAACAACAUUACCAUAACUUCUGACUGUGGAGUAGGUUUCUACACUGGCUAGGAUUGUCGCUGAUUGGCGAAACACUCUGAUCUGUUUCUUUAAAUUGAAAUGGUAUGUACCAUACCAGUUUGGCACCAAAAAGACAAAGACAAUUGGAUAAAGUAUCAAGUAUAUUACAGAGUAAUGCAUACAUCCCAUCAGCAACGAUUCAUGAUGUCUGCAGGUACUUACAGUUACUGUCAGUUAAUGCCAUUGAGUUUUUUGAUUAGUUAUUGUGUUUUCUUGUUUGUUGUAUUUUGUGCUUUUUUCCAUUGAUAGUAUUAUCCUCAAGACACGAACCUUGUACAACAACAUCAAAUAUAAUCCAGUCAGCAGAUAAGUCACAUUUUGUCUGGGGGAACCAAAAGGGUUAGCAGCUAGAGGGCAUGUGGUUCACAUUAAAUUCCUGGAAAAAAACAGAGGGCACUUUGUUUACGUUUGAUAUAUUUGAAAGACCCCCAAGGGCACUUUGUUGUUUACAUUUUAUACUUUCUAAGCUCAACCCAGGGGCACUUUGUUGUUUACAUUUUAUACUUUCUAAGCUCAACCCAGGGGCACUUUAUUUACAUUCAAUUCACAGGAAAGGCAAAAAGAGGGCACUUUGUUAACAUUUAAUACAUUGAAAGAGCAAUUAGGGUGCACUUUGUUUAUUCAUGGAAUAAGCAGAGGGCACUUUGUUUACAUUGUGUACACAAGAAGGUUACCAACUAUAGCAUUUUCCCCUUGUUGAAGUUUGCCAGUGCCUGUUGUCUGUAGUUGUGUUUUUGGUUUGUUGUCGUGUUUUCUUAUUUGUUGUGUUUUCUUAUUGGUCAGAUGAUUAAGUACGUGCCACUCAUCAAUGCAUUGUGCUUGCUGUAUUGGCGGUCAUUAACAUAGUAACAGGUUUACGUUUUUUCCUUGUACUUUUUUGAAAAGAUUUAUAACUGGACUUUUCCGGUCAAUGUGGUUCGUAGUUAGACAUUUAAAUUAAAGACAAGUCGCAAGAUUAAAAUUCUUGCAGAGUAUGUUACCCAUUUUGGUGAUCUCUUAAACUAAGAUAUUUCAGAGGGUUUUAGCUGCAGAUUUUGACAUUGACUCACACACAGUAUUUGUUUUAUUGAGAUAAUGCCCACCUAUAGCUCACCUACGCUUCUUAAGUUGGGAAAAAGAUACCCUUGCUUUGAGAAAUUGACAUCUCCUCCAUGGUUUACCAGAUAUUUACUAUUCAGACUGCAAUUUAAAAGUCCAUCUCCUCUUGAUAUUGACAGAAAGUAGCCAUCUCCAAAUAUUUACUGCUGUUAUGAGCAGAGGACCCAAGGAACCUCAGUAUUUACCAAACAGACACCAGGGCGCUAACUUGUCUUUGAGAUCUCAGCAAGAAAAUAAACAAGCACAUUUCCAAAAAUAUCUCUCCCUCCUUGCAUUUUGUGUAGAUCUCUUUGCUGUCACUGUCAAAGACAAAGACAAAGAAGAAAGUUUGAGACAAAAUCAUGCUCUGAAUACUAAGUGUCAAACUCUUUUUCCACAGGGUGCUGAAGAAAGUCAAGGAUUACACCAUAUUCCCCGUUGUUUGGAUGAACGAGGUGAGAUAAAAAAAAAUAAAAAAAUCUGUGCCCCGCAGCCAUGAAGUGUUUAUCCCACUAGCUUGGCAUGCAUGCUAAUCAGUCGCUCCACGUUUCUAUUUGUGAACCUAGACGGCAGAGCUGGAUGACGCAACUGCGGACAUGUUCAAGACAGAGCUAAUCUCACGGAUCGAUUUGUUGGAGAUGAUACAGAAGGUGCUUUUGGGCGUUGGCGUGGGCAUCUUCGCUCUAUGUCUCAUCUCUUUCUGCGUGUUACAAAGAAAACACAACCAAGUCAAAAUAGUGUGAAUGAAUCAUGUUGACGUUUUUGUUGUGUGGAUGACAGAACAAAAGUGCAUUUAAGCUGCUACAGGAUAACAAACCUUUUGAUAUAGACUUGCACUUUUUUGUAAUUUCUGUGUUAUUUAUAAUGUUGAACCUUCUUUGGUACAAGGAGGUGAAUAACUGUGAUUUUUCGCCAAGCUCAUGAGCUGAACUGCUUCACUGAGUAUUACUUUAAUUGCAAACACUGUAACGUUGACUCAAUCAGGGAUUUCUUGAGGGGGGAAACAAAGACUCCUCUUACCUGUCAGGUUUGGAAAUCAACAGAGGAGUAAUGUGUUUGUUUGACAUCCUGUGAAAGAAAUGCACAAUCUAAUCUUACGCAAAUGUUCUUAUACUUUGCAAACUAGUGUCUUCAAAAUGAAUAAAAGCUGAAAAGGAGUUUUAUUUUACUUAGAUUGUUUCUUCCCUGCAACAGCCUAUGGGAACUUUCUCCCCAGGGCUAAAGUACAGCAGAGACUUUCCCGCUGCUGAACAAACCUCUGCAUUGUGAGCGCCAAAACAAAAUUAUGUAGUUUCCUCUCUUCCUUGAGUGGCCCAUAAAUCAAAAAGAGUAAUAUAAGUGGCCUGAGGGAUGAUUAUACCAUGGUUAUGAAUGGUACUUGGGUUUGUUUUGUAAGAAAGCAGUAUUUCAACCCAGCAGGAAGCCUCACUUCACUUUUAUGGGUUUACAGUGACCCUCUUUAGUCUCCUGGGUGUCUUUAAUCCUUGCGUUCACUCUGUUACCGACACUUCUCACAUAGAAAGUAGUUUUUAAUUUGUUCAAAAAUGGCACCGCUACUCCAAGGCAGAGUGAUUUGCAGCCUAGACGUACAACAGGUACUGUCCACAAAUCUCUGAAAUUUACUACACAAAAACUGAAAAACUGUACCACAGAAAUUUUCUUCCCGUAAUGGUCUUUCAAAGAGUUCAUUCAAGUUUAACCAGAAGAGAUCAUUUCUCAUUUGAUACAAGUGAAGCUACAGCCAUUAGCCUGUUAGCUUACCUAAGGCCAUAAGACAUUCUACACACAGUCCUUCAUUGAACCCAAUGUUCUCAUAAUGUUUCAUGAAACUAUGAAGGAUAAUUUUGUCACUUUAAGAGGGUGCAAAACAUAUUUUCUCUGUCUUCUAACCCUCGACUAAGCUUACUUUAGCUUAGCAUUAGCCACCUAGAUGCCUGGGGUGGAAUGUGCACAUAUUUAACCCCAGUAAGUCCAUUAGAUGAUAGCACUUUUACAUUAGUAGAGGUAAGACCAUUCUGAUAAUCCAUGCAGGUAAAACUAAAAAACAGUAGCUAUAUAGAUAAGCAAAAUGGCCGACCUGCUGAUUGUUUACGUGUCAGAGAACAGAGAGCUUUUUGAUAAAAAACACAAAUAUUACAAAGAUAACGACCUGAAGGACAACUUGUGGAGAGUCAUAGUGUCGUAUUUCUCAUAUGACGAUGGUUUGUGUGCUUUAACAGUUUGCUAAACGUCUUUGUUUUAACUUUCAUCUACGCUAAGUAACUUUAGCUCGUAAGCUAACCUGUUCAGAUACAACAUACCAUAUGUAUUUUCACUGUCUCAAACUCAAUCGCGUUGCUGUCACAGCACCAUUAGGUCUCGGUUGUUACCUUACGUUUAUAGAUUAGUUUAAUGUGCUUAUCUGGUACUGACCCCGACUCAGUACAUGCUAUCAUGACAGACAGACAUCUCAACACUAGUGUCUAAUCAGAACUGAAAAACAGUCAGUCUGGUGUUGUGUCAGUCUUCUCGCGUCCACCUGGGAUGCGUCUUUUUUCCCCCCUGAAAAGUCGCAAAAUCGCAUUGCGCUUGAUGUGUAUAGUCAGGCGCAUCAAAAUUCGCCUCUGAAUAUUUUGUAAUUUCGCGUUGUAUAUUUGCGUCAUUCCCAGUGUGUAAGGACCUUAAAUGUUGUGAUACAACAAACAAAAUAACUGCGUGAAGUAAUUUUGACCCUGCAUCUACUCAGGGUGAAGUUGUUCAGUGUUUCUGUCGUGUCUUUUGCUCGUAUUGCUCUGUAGAUAGUUCUGCACACUCAAGCCGUUCCUACAGGCUUGUUAUUACCAGCCAAAAUUAUUGAUUUAAUUGUAAUGAGGAAAACUGUCUGCCAGUGGAGUCAGUGAAAUUUUCUUGGCAAGUUUCAUAAGUGUAAUGAGAUAUCUUAACAAGUUCACUUGGAUAGAUUUGUGUUUUUUUGCUGUGGAGACAUCAAUCAGCUUGUUUUAUGCGGCUGAUAAAAAUUUGUAUGAUUUCAGUUAUUUUUUUUACUCUGUAACUGGUGCUAUGUAGAUGUAGCAAAGUUCAGUUGUUCUCAAAACUUAGUCAAGUAAAAGUAUCAAUUUCAAAACUUAUAAAAAAGAACAAAAAAGCUCAAAAAUUACUGUAACAUGUUUAAAUGUAAUUAUCUGCUAGCUGUAGCAUCAUCUUUUGGCUGAAUGGUACCCGGGUUUGUUUGCUGAGAAAGCUGUAUUUAACCUAGCAGGACUCCUCACUUCAGCUUAAUGGAUUUCAUUGACCCUGAUUCGCCUUCUCUGUGUUUUGAUAUGACUGGAAUGGAGGAUUUAAUUGAGAUUGAAACAGACAGAUAUUUCAUGCAGUGGUAUAAUUUGUGGCCCUUUGACAUCUCUGGUAUUUUCCUACUGUUCUUAGGAAUCCAAAAGACUAAGAGCAAAAGCUAUUAAGUUUAUUAAACCCACAAAUUGUCCAUCAUUUCUUGCUUUGAUUAUCUUUCAGAGGGGGUCAGUUCUCUUUUUUGGCCACUUUCUGUAUAAAUAAAAGUUAAGCCAAAACCACUGGGCAGUUAGCUUACAAACCCAAAACAUAAUCUUUGAUUAAACUAAAACCUGCAAUUUUCAUAACUUUUGUCUUUACACAAACACAAAUGCUACUCCCAACCUAAGUUAUUUGGUUAUCAGCGCUUAAUCAAACCAAUCAGAUCAAUCCUUUUAAUGGUUGUGUUUAAACAAAGUUGCUUUUGUUUCUGUUGGCUGACGGUGACAGAUUGUAUAUGUUAGACUUCCAAUUUUUAAACAUUUCUGACUUCUUCUAUUGUGGCACCCAACAACGCAACAGGAUGACAUUUUAAGACUCCAAUAUCUUCUUCUAACCUGUUGGCAAUUUGUGUUUUUCUCCAAUUUUGCUUCAUUUAGUGUCCUGCUAAUUCUUAGAUAUCAAUCAGUACGUUUAUAUGUUGUUCAAAAAUAUCGAUAUAUUUCCGUAGCUCAACUGAAACUAGUCUUUUAAAAAACACAUAAACACAUUAGUCCAACUCUAAUCUGAUUGGAUGUAGUAAUGCAAACCCACCAAGUGAUUACUAUUAGAAGAUUGAGAAAAUUAUGAGACGAUGAAUGACAUGAUCUUUCUAUAAAAUGAUAUCUAUCUGGACAGAUUUAUUUGGGCUAUCAUGACAUUAAUAAAUACAAAUACACAAGUUUCAUAACACUGAAAUUACUCUGAGAUGAAGCCGCCGGUCACACCGUUUUGUGGAGCAGAAUUAUCCAAACCAGGAUGGGAGCAUCAUAAAAGUCCCUUUUUCUGAAAAUGAAAAUAAUACCGUUUAUCUCUACAAAUUGCAGAUACAGUCAUGGUUGGUGAAUUAUGUUGAAUCUAUAUACACAAUGAGAACACAUUUUCACAAACCUUGGCACGAUGUUAAAUUAAACAGAUGAAACACAAAAAUACUCUGUACACAACAAAUAAUCUCUAUCUACAUGAACUACACAUCUGAAAAAAAGUAUUCACAUAUGUCAAAUGGUCUAUUUUACACACUAUCCUAUUGGUAAUCGCUACUUAUUCUCUUUGCUGAAAGAUGUGUGGAAAAUGUUGAUCCAAAGAUGGAUACUGUUUUAUUUCAGCUUGUCUUUUCCCAAACUCUUAGGUUUUAAACUGAAUAAAAAUGUGCAUCUGCUAGUCUUAUUACUCAAACCUAAUCUUGAGAAGAAUUAGGAGACUUCGAUUGCUGAUGCUUUUCUAUAAACAUGCUUUUGUACUACAAACAAAAGAAAUAUGAUACAAUAUACAGCUGAAUUACAGUGAGGCACAUUCUCUUACAUGUAUGUCUGAAGUAAUGGGGAUAGAUACAGUAGGGUUAAAAUAUUAGCAACUGCAGAGACAAUCCUAAAUAUUCUGUUUAUAAUUAUUAUUAUUGUUAUUUCUGGUUUUGUGGAUGUAACAUCAGGGUUUAAUGCUGAGUUUGGCCUUUGAGCUUCCACAUUUUAGCUUGUAACAUCACACUUUUUAUGUGGACUGCUUGCCAUCUGCGCUCUCAGUGAACAAGGGUGUCGUGGGCAGUUGGUGCAGCUGUCAGCCGAGAAAGAAAAACUUUACUUUUUCUCUCUAAUUGACUUUUUACGACCUUUAUUUUUUCAUUUCACUGAGCUGAGACAAUUUUGUUACUUCAAGUUGAGAUGGAAGUGUGAGUGGAAUCUAAUAAAGUGUAAUACUUGAAAGGGUACUCACAGUCA
This is a messenger RNA of Xyrichtys novacula (pearly razorfish), 15125 nucleotides long. NCBI's taxonomy places the organism in Eukaryota, Metazoa, Chordata, Actinopteri, Labriformes, Labridae. The record is from the annotation of a GenBank genome assembly.